UUGUGCAGCAGCCAUUUUGUCUGUUCAUGAAAGUCCACCCCACACGGUCAAGAACUGCAGUUCCCACUUGGAAAACAAUAAUAAUAAUACUAUUUGAGUCGCUUUAAAGGUUCUUUAUGGAAACGGAUAAAGGCUGAAAAAAUAUCUGGUCAUAUUUUAAGUUCGAGGAGGCUUCUCCCUUCGGCUUAGGUUUUUGCGGUGUAAGCGCUAUUAGAGCGUGAUAUGUCGUGCGAGGAGAGCUACUUAGCCAUCCGGCGGUAUCUGACCGACGAGCGGGAGCCAUACGCACCCGGAACGCAUGGUAAUACCAAAAGAAAGAUACGCAAGGCAGCGGCUUGUUAUGUCGUGCGGAACGGAAUUUUGUACUACCAGCGUCGGCAGAAAGGCCAACAUGAAUUCACCGAGCUGGAAGUUGUCUUACAGGCCGGACGAAGGAAGGAACUUAUCGAUGAAGCACACAUCACUGCCGGAGAACACCUCAACCAACAUCAAACUUGGGAAACCAUCUCUCAAAAAUACUGGUGGAGGGGUAUCCUAAAGCAAGUCAAGGAUUACAUUAGAGAAUGUAGUCAGUGUCAAAGUAGGCAGGACCGCGGCCGAGCUUCCACCGAGGACGGCAUCGUUCAGGGGUUUGGUGGGCGGCCAGGAAGACGCAGAGCUGUCGCUGUUGACGUUAGCGAUGAAGAGGAAGGUGAAGAUGAGGAAGAAAUGGACGAUCUGGACUUUGUCUCGUCCACCCAGUCCAAAUCGAGGAAUCCUCGAGGAGUUGACAAGCACGAACUGGUAUUUGUGGACUCCAAGGGUGUGGUAAAACAGUUUUUGACCAAACAUGGACAGUCCAUGUUGGACAAAUUAAACCAGCAGCGGCUCAAUAACCAGUUCUGUGACAUCACCCUGCUGAUCGAGGGAGAGGAGUUUCGCGCCCACAAGGCUGUGCUGGCUGCUUGCAGUGACUACUUUUAUGAGCUGUUCAUUGAGAAGGGGGCGGCGGCCAGCCAUGAGGCAGUUGUGGACCUCUCUGGUUUCAGCAAGGCCAGCAUCUUGCCUCUGCUGGACUUUGCCUACACGUCCAACCUGACGUUUAACUUCUGCGUGAUGGCUGAGGUGGCCACGCUGGCCCGUCACCUACUCAUGUCCGAGGUUCUCGAGAUCUGCGAGUCGGUGCAUCGGAAGGUGGAGGAACAGAAGCUCACCGUCUACCAGAGGGGUGACAUUCACACGGUGGUGUCGACGCAGACCAUGCCCCAGCAGACUGCCACCGACCAGCCGGGAACCUACAUGGUUACCAUGCAGAGCGAUGGCCAGGCUGUGGUCACUCACACUGGGGAUGGUGAAGCUGGACAGCCCCUGGCUUUGAUUGCCCAUCCAGGGAUGACUGAAGCGGGGGAGUCCCUUGCGCUGCUCGCACAAGCUGGGCAGGUCGGGGCUGGAGAGUCCCUGACUCUGAUGGCCCCCAGCGCGGAUGGUGGUGCUGGCGAGACCAUGACUGUCAUCACUCACAGCGGGCAAGCGGGAUCAGGCGAGUCCCUGGCUGUGGUUCAGGCCUGCUGGAAAGUGGAAAAUGGGGCACAGGGCGAUGCCUCAGCUUUGCCUGAGGGCAUGGAGACUGGUCCUUUCCUCAUCAGUGUGGACACAGGGAAAGUGGCCUCCCCCGUGGUGGUCCAGAUGAAUGCUGCAGUGCCCCCUUCAGAGAAGGAGGACCCUCCUCCUUCCACUCAAGAGAUUCCUGCUCAGCCUGACCCAGCACCUCCUCCCCCGAAGCGGAAGCGAGGACGCCCAGCCAAAGCCAAACAGGAGCCGGUCCCCGUGGUGGAGCCUGAGGAGGAGGUGGUGACUCCAGAGCCAAGCCCUGCAGCGCUGGAGGAGGCGCAGAAGGAGGAGCAAGAGAGUGGCUCAGAUGACCCCAACAGGAGGCGCCUGCGACAGCGGUCCAUGGGCAAGGGGGGCUACGUGCGCCUCCACAUGGGUCUCGAGCAGGAGGAGCAAGAGGAGGAGAAGAAGGCUCCAGGAACUCCACGUUCCAACACUUUGAAGGCAACUCCGCGGGCAGUGAGGAGAGGACCCCGUGGCGCCCAGACCCCCAAGAAGAGCGACUCUGAGGAGACUGCAGCGGCGGCUGCCUCUGUGGCGGGGCCUGUAUCAGAGGGGGUGGAGCAGACCGAGAGCCAAGACGUGGCGGCGGUGGCGCCAACGUCGACAGCGGAGGAGGCUGGGCCAGGUGGCGAGGAGGUGAUGGAAGGCGUGGCGGAGAAGCCGGCGGCUGAAGCGGAGCUGGACAGCGCGGUGGACGGAGAGCACACGUGCGGCGAUUGUGGCAUGGUGUUCGAGCGGCGCUACUCACUCAUCAUGCACACACUCAAGCAUGAGAAAUCCCGCGGAUUCAAGUGUGGGCUGUGCAAUAAAGACUUCCAGUACGCGGCGUCCCUACGAGCCCACAUGGCCCGGCACAAGCACCAGAAGACCCAGCGGGCCACGCUGCCCCGGCCGUCGGCGGACGACGCCCCCGUGGGCGACGAGGGGGGCGAAGGAGAGGGCAAGGUCAAGCCUCGCACCAAGCGGGAGUUCGUGUGCGACAUCUGCGGCAAGACGCUGCCCAAGCUGUACUCUCUGCGCAUCCACAUGCUCAACCACACGGGCGUCCGGCCCCACGCCUGCCGCGUCUGCGGCAAGACCUUUGCCCACAAGCACAGCCUGAAGAUGCACCGCGCGCUGCAUGACGCCGCCAAGCAGUUCCACUGUGGCAUCUGCAACAAGUCCUUCGUCAGCAAGCGCAGCCUGGAGGAGCACACCAGCAUACACACAGGGGAGUCCAAAUAUUUAUGCACAACUUGUGGGAGGUCGUUCCACAGGGCGUCAGGCUUAAGUAAGCACCUGAAAAGACACCAGCCCAGGCCGGAGGUCCGAGCCUUCCAGUGCUCACACUGUGAUAAGAGUUUCUAUGAAGCCAAAGACCUGCAGCAGCACAUGAACAAGCACCUGGGCCUCAAGCCCUUCCAGUGUCAGGUGUGUGGGAAAUGCUACAGCUGGAAAAAGGACUGGUACUCCCACGUCAAGUCCCACACGGUUGCAGAGCCCUACAGAUGCAACGUGUGUGGGAAGGAGUUCUACGAGAAGGCCCUGUUCCGUCGGCAUGUGAAGAAAGCCACGCACGGCAAGAAGGGCCGCGUGAAGCAGAACCUGGAAAGGGAGUGUGAGCACUGUGGACGCAAGUUCACUCAGCUCCGAGAGUACCGCCGACACAUGAACAACCACCAAGGAGUGAAACCAUUCGAGUGUCUGACAUGUGGUGUAGCGUGGGCCGACGCUCGCUCUCUGAAGCGGCGCGAUGCGCCGCGCUGCCGCAGGCGGCCGAUGCCCCCUGUGUGCCAGGAGGCCAGCGGCCUCGGCCAGCGCACCCUCCGCAAGCACAUGACCAAGCUGCACGGCGACUACCUGCCCGGCAAGAUCAUGCUGGAGAAGGACACGCUGCAGUUCCACAACCAGGGCACGCAGGUGGAGCACGCCGUCAGCCUGCUGGCCCCCGAGCUGCCCCCCGAACUCCGGCCCGCGCAGCCCGCCGCGGGCACCGAGGAGAUCGAGACGGUGCUCAUCACCGAGGAGACGGUGGAGGCCAUGGAGGCCGUGCAGGCCGUGGAGGCGGGAGCGGCGGCCGGCGUGGCGACGCUCUCAGACAGGAGCAUCAUGCAGGUGGUGAACUACGUGCUGGCCCAGCAGGCCGGCACCAAGAUGGACGACUCCCCUGACGUCAUCCAGACCAUGGAGGUGGAGGUGGCGCACGUGGCCGAGGUGGCCGAGGUGGAGUGAGACCAGAGAGAGACCACACCCCAGAUGGAAUAGACAAUGAGCUCAGACGUAAGAGGUCAACACCGCAUCAGCUGACUCGGUUCUGAAUACGGUCUGCAGGUCGCAAACGGAAUGUAAUGUAAAUAAAAAAUCUAAUGGUUUUGUGAACUUUUGUCCUGUGUUGUACAGAGACUGUAUCCAUGGAGACUUUAAUUAGCAGACCUCUCCUCUUACCUGGUCAGGAUAAAUACCUGCGCGUGAGUGAGUGAAUGAAUGAAUGAAUGAGUAAAUGAGAGAGAGAGCUUGUAAAAGUUAUGUACAGUUUGUGUAUAGUCUUAUUUUGAAUGCUGUGUUCUGUUUGAAAAUAAUGUUCUUUUCAGCAGUAGAGCACUGGGUUUAAAAAUGUUUUUGAAACCCUAUGUACAUUGUAAUAUUUUUUUUUUUUUCAUUUGGUUGCAGUUUCUAUGCAUCAAAUAUGUGUGUUCUUCCAUGUUGUUCUUUUGUUGGGUUCCAAAGGAAAAGCCCAAAACACCUGGCUGUAGCACUGGAUAAGGCCGCUGUGGGUUUAGCAUGUUCAUCAGGACCCUCAUGUGUCCAUACCUGAAACAACACAAAUAGUCCAAAAUAAAGAGCCUUUGGCUGCAGGGAGGCUA
Alosa alosa (allis shad) is the source of this 4436-nucleotide messenger RNA. RefSeq names its product zinc finger and BTB domain containing 11 (gene zbtb11). Lineage: Eukaryota; Metazoa; Chordata; Actinopteri; Clupeiformes; Clupeidae. The record is from RefSeq and is a predicted model, not a curated record. Gene Ontology annotation, molecular function: protein binding.